AUGUACACCUCUCCAUUAAGUGAUAUCGCCUGUAAGCACGAGUUGAGUUUUCACUUAAAUGCGGAUGAUACGCAGCUCUACGUAACAUUCGAGAUGUCAUCCCUUAAUGAUAUGGAGCUGAGCAAGUGUAAACUGGAGGCCUGUGUACGGGAAAUUGACACCUGGAUGCUUCUUAAUAGAUUAAAAUUAAAUAAAGACAAAACUGAGCCUCUUGUCAUAUCAUCUCGUAACGGCCUUGCUCGACCAGCCUUGUCACUUAAUCAUGUCUGUGAUGAGAGAGUGCUGGCUUCUUCAAGAGCAAGUAACAUUGGAGUUCUUUUUGAUGAAUCUCUAAAUAUGGCUCCUCAAGUGACUGCAAUUUGCAAAUCGGCAUUCUAUCAUCUUCGUAAAAUUAAUAUCAUUCAUAGAUAUCUCACCGCUGAUGCAGCCCAGCUUCUUGUUCAUGCCCUAGUCACAUCAAAACUUGAUUACUGCGACUCGCUAUUAUAUGGUUUGCCUAAGUAUCUGAUUAAACAGCUUCAGCGUGUUCAUAAUGCAGCUGCUCGUGUUGUUACUGUUUCACCAAAGUUUUGCCAUAUUACACCUGUUCUCAAAAAACUCCAUUGGCUUCCUAUUGAUCUCCCAAUUGAAUUUAAAAUACUUACAAUUACAUAG
Molecule: messenger RNA, 654 nt
Organism: Stylophora pistillata
Lineage: Eukaryota; Metazoa; Cnidaria; Anthozoa; Scleractinia; Pocilloporidae
Source: RefSeq, a predicted model, not a curated record